Molecule: messenger RNA, 2516 nt
Organism: Carya illinoinensis
Lineage: Eukaryota; Viridiplantae; Streptophyta; Magnoliopsida; Fagales; Juglandaceae
Exons: 3
Coding region: 227-2356 (709 amino acids)
Source: RefSeq, a predicted model, not a curated record
CUGCCCGUAACGAUCGGAAAUGGCAAGAGGAUCACUCACAUUCACAUGCAUGUAUGUUUCCGUGCUGGCCGUUUUCUUUCUCUAGCAGAAUCACUGUCUCUGAAGUCUGAACCAAACCCCCUCCACCCUCACCCUCUCUCUCGCUCUCUCUCUCUCUCUCUCAUACGCGGGCGCGCACACACUCUCUCUCUGGCUGUGUGUAAAUGGACGCAUCUAGCUGGCGAAUAUGAAAAUGACCGGAAAGCCGGAGCUACCGGACACGUUCCCGGCGAACCUCUCGUCCAAAGCCCUAAAAUCACCCCUAGACUCGGAUCUCCAACACAAGUCAAUCACUCGCAAGCCUUCCCGGCGCUUAACUGGGAACUCGACCUGCCUGAAGAGAACUGGAGCUCCUUCUGGGCGGAGGAGCCGGCCCAACACCCCGCUGCUUAGGUUGAAGCUCUCCGGCUGCGACGGAAACGGAAACGACCGCGUCGAAGAUGACCAGAAGUCUCUACGAGAAUGUCGUCGGAAAAGUCGCCGGAGAAAACGCCAGGACGUCGUCGUUUUGUCCGCGAGGAAGCUCGCUGCGGGACUCUGGCGGUUGCAUAUUCCCCAGGUGGCUGCCGGCGCCGGUGAAGCCUGCCAUGUCUUUCGGGGCAAAGCUCAGUUAGGGCUUCAGCAUGGUGUUGGCCAUGUAGGUAUUCCCUUUCCUUGCCAUCCUAGCGGCGAAGAUUAUGGUUCUGAAGCAGAGGAUCGCUUACAAAGCCCUAGUUCGAUUGCUGGCACAAAGAACAGAUUCUUGCGUAAGCUUGAAUCUUCGUUUCAGAUUUCAAACUCUGCGAUGGAGGGGGCAACAAAGUGGGAUCCUGUCUGCUUGAAGACAUCAGAUGAAGUUUUGCAGAUUUACAGUCACACAAAGCUCCUUGACCAACAACUAAGUGCUGUUUCGGUAGUUUCUGUACUUGAAGCCAAAUUGGAGCAGGCUCGAGCCCGCAUUCAGGAGCUUGAGACUGAGCACAGAUACUCAAAAAAGAAACUGGAGCACUUGUCAAGGAAAAUCAGUGAGGAAAGGGCAUCAUGGCGGAGCAGGGAGCAUGAGAAAAUCCGUGCUUUUAUUGAUGAUUUAAAAGCUGAAUUGAACAGGGAAAGAAAAAAUCGCCAGAGGAUUGAAGUUGUAAAUUCCAAAUUGGUUAAUGAGCUGGCUGAUACCAAAUUAUCAGCAAAGCGAUUUAUGCAGGACUAUGAAAAAGAAAGAAAGGCCAGAGAAUUAAUUGAGGAAGUAUGUGACGAGCUUGCGAAGGAGAUUGGAGAAGACAAGACUGAAGUUGAAGUGCUAAAGAGGGAGUCCAUGAAACUCCUGGAGGAAGUGGAGGAGGAAAGGAGAAUGUUGCAGAUGGCUGAGGUCUGGCGUGAAGAACGUGUUCAGAUGAAGCUGGUCGAUGCAAAGGUGGCCCUUGAAGAGAAGUACUCUCAGAUGAGCAAGCUUGUAGCCGAUCUAGAGAAAUUUAUGAGGCCAAGAAGUUCAAGUUUGGAUGUGAAGGAAAUGAGAGAAGUGGAUUUGCUUCGAGAGGCUGCUGCCUCUGUGAAUAUUCAACUUAUAAAGGAAUUCUCUUAUGAACCUCCCAAUUCAGAUGAUAUUUUUUCUGUUUUCGAAGAUGUUAAUUUUGCUGAAUCCAAUGAAAGGGAGAUUGAACCAUGUAUCGCUUAUAGUCCUGCCAGCCCUGCCUCCAAAAUUCAUACGGUGAGUCCUGUGGUUAAUGUAAUCAGCAAGGACAGAAUUCAGAGACAUUCGCAUACAUUUGUUGAUGAGAAUGGUGACAUGGAAGAAGAUGAAAGUGGGUGGGAAACUGUGAGCCAUCUUGAGGAUCAGGGCUCAAGUUAUUCACUAGAAGGGACUGCCCCAUAUGUCAUCAAGAAUCGCCAAGAAAGUAAUGUCUCCAGAAGCAGAAUGGAAUGGGACGAAAAUGCUGGUCAAGAACCACAAAUCACUGAAAUUCGUGAAGUCCUCUCAGUGCCAACGAGGCAGUUGAAGAAUGUUUCAUCCAUAACACGACUUUGGAAAUCAUGUCCUGGCAAUGAUGAGAAUUUCAAGAUUAUCUCUGUAGAGGGGAUGAAAGGUAGACUUUCAAAUGAAUUGGCAUCCAAUGGAAGUAUCAUGUCUCCAGAUAGGGUGUCAGGUAAAAGUGGGAUUAGUCCCCCGGAUUUGGUUGGGCAGUGGAGUUCUCCCGAGUGUGGGUAUCCCUAUGUAACUAGAGGGAUGAAAGGGUGCAUUCCUCGCGGUACACAGAAGAGUAGUUUAAAGGCACAGCUUUUGGAGGCAAGGAUGGAAAGCCAGAAGGUUCAAUUGCGCCAUGUUCUUAAACAGAAGAUUUAAGAAGAAUUUUUAGACAGGACGACAGAGUUUGCUCAAUUCUGCUUAGCCAUAGUGAAAACAAGUAAUUUCAUUGCCACCUUGAAAAGUACCCAUUUGAAACAUCUCGGAUGAAAACUCUAAUUUUUCAAGUUCUCCAAUAUUGGCAUGCAAUUAUCCAGUA